This is a messenger RNA of Komagataella phaffii GS115, 1137 nucleotides long. RefSeq names its product RNA binding protein, component of the U1 snRNP protein. The record is from RefSeq and is a predicted model, not a curated record. Lineage: Eukaryota; Fungi; Ascomycota; Pichiomycetes; Pichiales; Pichiaceae. The transcript has a single exon. Gene Ontology annotation, molecular function: mRNA binding. The coding region runs from base 1 to 1137 and encodes 378 amino acids. Gene Ontology annotation, cellular component: cytosol.
AUGUCCCAACAGUACUCUGGUUAUGGACAGCAGCAACAGCAGCAGAGGCAGAACCUCUUCCAGGUCUGGAUGGGUGAUCUUCUCCCAUCGUGGGAAGAAGACACAAUCAGGCAGAUCUGGCUAUCUGUAGACCCAUCUCUAUCUGAAAAGAUACAUUCCAUAAGGGUGAUAAAGGAUAAAACUCCCAACCUUGCAAAGCUCAACAAUAACCCAGGCUAUUGUUUUUUGAGGUUCACGGACUAUGACACCGCCAAUGAGCUUAUAACUAAUUAUCAAGGUAAACCUAUACCCAACCAUAAAGAUAAAUUUUUCAAACUCAACUGGGCCUCCUCUCACACGCAGAACCAGCAACAACAACAAGGAUAUCAGAAUACACAGGAUAGCUCCAACAGGACUCAGGAAAACUCGAUAUUUGUAGGCGAUCUUGCUCAAGGAGUCACGGAUACAAUGCUGCUGGAUGCCUUCAAGAAAAAUUAUCCCUCCGCAUUUUCUGCCCGUAUCAUGAUAGAUUCACAGACAGGAAAGACAAGAGGAUUUGGAUUCGUUAAAUUCAGAGACAUUCAAGAGCUCAACAAGGCAUUGAUAGAAAUGCAGGGAUUUGUGCUUAACGGCCGUCCCAUCAGAGUUUCCACUGCCGGUAGAAGCACCAGUAACACUAAUGGGGGUCAGCUCAAACAAUCAGUACAACAAUCAUCUACAGCUCCAUCCUCAUCGGGGUCCCAAUCCUACGGCUUUGGAAAUAGGCUUGUCAUUCCGCCGCUACCAUUGGCUCCACCUUUAAACCCAGCUUCUGACCCUAACAAUACGGCAUUAAGUGUAACCAAUAUUGAUGAAUUAACCGAGCAAAAAGAACUUUGGGAGUAUUUUCAACCUUUUGGCAAAAUUGUUCUUUUCAAACAAACAUCCAAGGAAAGUGCUAUUGUUGUGUAUGCUGAUAGAUUAGGCGCAGAAUUGGCCGUCAGAGAGAUGAAUGGUUGUCAAGUAGGGUUUUCACGCAUAGUCGUUAAAUGGGGUGAAUCUCCUGUCAAACCACCUGAAAACAACUCUGACUACCCAUUGACCAAAGAUAACGUUCAAAACGAGUUCCAAUUGAACGAGAAUUUCCUAAAAAAUCGUAAUUAUGAUUUAAUAUUGUAA